GUAGUAGAACAAGUGAUGGUGGAUCAAUUAUCUAGAGCUGUUAUAAGUGACCCAGAGCAAUCCAUGUGUGCUGAUGUUUGCGAGGAAGCUCGUGGGCUUCUGGGACUUGGGACAGCACGAAUGCGUUUUAGAAAAAGAAUGUUUCAUGAAACCAAAAUAAGGACCAAAUCAGGAUUAACUGAAAACAUGCUCUCUAACAAGCUACGUUUUGAUAGUAGGAUUAUAUCGAGAAAUGGUCGCGAUGCUUGUAGAGAGUUGAUUGGAUUUUUUUUUGCAUGUGACAGAUCCCUUACUGUGUACGAAUUUCGACAGUUUGGAAAAAAUAGAACAAAUGCCUUGCCUUUCAUUCAGAAGGGAGUUUAUCAACAUCAGCGUGGACAAAGGAAGGGAAAAGCUUAUGAUCUUAGUGACUUCUAUAUUGGAGCUAACCUAACUUUCCGAAGUGUUGAUCAUAACCUUCCAGAAAGUGUUAAGCAGAACCCAGUUCUCAUCCUUCGUGUGAUAAGUAUUGAUGAAGCAGCUAUGGAUUUUCUAAAAUCUUCUUCUAUGGAAUUCAAGCAAGAGUGUUCCAAGCAAGUGGUCGACGACAGCGAAGUUUUCAAGAAGAUUCAAGGUAUAUUCAGAGAGACACUAAGUAAAAGAGGAGUUCGGGUUAUAACAGGCUUAGGAAAGUAUUUCCGACAAGUAGACAAGAACAGAAAUGGUUUUCUCUCUCAGGCAGCCUUUAAAGAAGCUCUGAAAGUGUUCCAUUUGGAAAUGCCUGAAGGGGACUUUGAAUCCUUAUGGCUUAUUCUUGAUGAUAGCAAGAGUGAUAAGGUCGACUAUGGAGAAUUUACUCGUGCUGUGUUUGGAGAAAUGAAUGAAUAUAGGAAAGCAUUUGUAAGAAAAGCUUAUAUGAAACUAGAUUUCAACAAAACUGGGAGUGUGCCUAUGGUAGAUAUCAGGAAAUGUUACUGUGCAAAGAAACAUCCUCUAGUGUUGGCAGGCAAAGCUACAGAAGAAGAAAUUAAAUCGUCAUUUCUAGAAACACUAGGAGAGUCCUGCAGCAACCCCAAUGAAGUGUCCUAUUCUGAGUUUGAAGAUUACUAUGAAGGAUUAAGUAUUGGAAUCAUGGAUGAUGAUGAUUUUGUUAAUAUCUUAAGAAACCCUUGGGGAAUUUAGAGCGGAAGAUGACAAAAAUGAAGAGGAGACAUUUUCUAAACAAGGAGUGAGCUAAAUAGGGAGGAUUUAGUUUUGAUGUGCAUUACUUCGUAAUUAGUGUCUUAAACUGAUUUCAGGGACUGAAAAUUUUCGAUGCUUUCAGAAUAAUACAUGGCAAAUUUCUUAGAGUGUCUGUUGAGCUAUGCUAACCACUCUUUUUUAAUAUAAAUGCUGUUCAUUCCUUUUCAUUGGAAAUAAUAAAGGCUGUUCCCCAUACCAAAAGGCAUCAUUUACUUGAUAUUAAAGUGGCCUAUUUUAAAAUAAGAGGGAGUUAGAAUACUAAAAUGCAUGAAGGAGUAUAUGCAAGAGAAAAUUUUGUUUAUGAUGCAUUGUGAGAAGCUUUAGAUUUGACUAUAUAAAUAUCAGUGGCAGCUUUUCUU
Haliaeetus leucocephalus (bald eagle) is the source of this 1580-nucleotide messenger RNA. RefSeq names its product calcyphosine 2 (gene CAPS2). Bases 16 to 1161 code for a protein of 381 amino acids. Gene Ontology annotation, molecular function: calcium ion binding. The record is from RefSeq and is a predicted model, not a curated record. Lineage: Eukaryota; Metazoa; Chordata; Aves; Accipitriformes; Accipitridae. The transcript is spliced from 11 exons.